AUGGCGAAAUCUUGUGUAUUUUUGACGUUACUCUUUGGAUCGCUGGUUCCUCUCUACAAAGUUUGUUUGGGUACAAAUGACUAUGAUUACAAGCCAGUAAUCUUUGACCAGCAAACGCAAUGGAAACCUGAUAAUAAAGAAACAGAUGCAAGACGUUAUUUUGAAAGACCAACAGAGAAUGCUUUUGUAGAUGGGCGUUAUGUCUUAAACACAGAUUUAAACUCCAAAAAAGUGACAUUUUCUGGUCCUAAUGAAUAUAAAAGGAAAUGGGACGAUAGUCUUAAGUACCGGUCGUUAGGUAACGAUCAGUUGGUUACCAACGGCUUUGAUGACAAUACACUUUCUAGUGGCGAAGAUGAAGAUUUCGGUGAAGAUGUUUCUUAUGACAAGGAUAAAUUUGCUAGUGGUGAUGGAAGUAGUGAUGAUAUAAGGGAUAAUAAAAACGAUGAUGAAAGCAUCAAGCAUCAAUUCAAAGAGAAAGUAAACGUUAGUGGAUCACAAGAUGUUGAUGAUUCUAAUAAAGAAUCAAGUGGCCUCUUUCUUGGAGCCAAGACRACGCAUGAAAUAGCUCAUGACGAAGAUAAUACUGAUACUACUAACUCAGACAACUAUCCUAGGAAAAAUAACCUUUACAAGGAUUAUGGCACUCAAGUGAUGGAUAACAAUUUCACCACAAAACGUGAUAACUAUACUGAAUGGACAUCUACCAGCGAUGUCCUCGACAAGACUGGCAAUAACAUAUCAAAUAUCAAUACUGACAACAACUCAGAAACCAUUUCCAGAAUAAAUCUUGAUACAUUGAAUCAUAAGAUGCAGUUGGCUCCUAAUGUUAGUAUUGCGCGAGGAAAUUACACACAGCAAGCCACUACAAGUGGAAAAGACAAAGGCUUCCAAGGAAAUGAAGCUAGCAACGUUAAAAACGAAUUUCCUGAAAGCGUAGAAGGAAGUUCUUUUAAUGAUCUUAUCAGAAAAUACGAAGUUUCUGCAGAAAAACUAGAUCAAGAGUCAUCGGGAAGUGGAGAAGCUGGAUACAGCGAGGCUUUGAAGACAACAGACAAAACUGGCGAGAGUUAUUCCUUGAAUAAUUCAGAAAACGAGUCCGGUAGCUUUUCCAGAAUAAAUCUUGACAUACUCCAUGAAAAGCUAUUAUUAGAUUCUAAAAAUGGGAGUCUUGCUCAACAAAAUGACACACGAAAAGAGGGCUCAAGUGGUAAUGAUUCUUACAAAACCGAAGAUCAUCCCCAAGACAAUCAAGCAAGCAGCCUUAAAGACGACUUUCCUGAAAGUAUGGAAGGAGAAGGCAGUUCUUUUGAUGAAAAGACAAAUCAAGAUUCAUCAGGAAUGGGCGUCUCUGGACAAGAAGAGACUUUGAUGGCAAAUAUCGACAAAAAUUCUGACAAAGAUUCAGAAUCAGCAUACGGAGAAACUUACAACACGGAGGCGAGAAUCUUAGAUCUAAAGCCCAAUACAAAGACUACUUUGAAUAUCAGUGGAAACUCUGGGUACCCAGAUAAUACACUGAAUAUAUCUUCCCAGAUUUACAGCAAAGAUUUCAAAACAUCUGAGCUAUCAAGUAACUUCAGCUAUAGUAAUGGCAAUACAGGAAGUUCCUUGAAGCAAGAGGAAGGCGACAUUCAAAGAACAGCAACAAAUUUGGCAGGCAAGAAAGAGUAUAGCAAAAUGUCUGCGGAAGAAAGAAAAGAUAUGGAAGCAAGUGGUGUGAUAGGCGAAACAAGUGGUGACAUAAACAGUCACCAUAACGAAGGAGCAAGCGACCUGACAGUAAGUGGUGAUGAAAAGGAAGAAAAUGGAAGUGACCGGGUCAGUGACAUCGAUAACAAUGGUAACGAAGAAGGAAGUGGCCUUACAGCAAGUGGUGAUGAAAAAGAAGAAACUGGUAGUGACCGAGUCAGUGACAUCGAUAACAAUGGUAACGAAGAAGCAAGCGACCUGACAGCAAGUGGUGAUGAAAAAAAAGAAAAUGGUAGUGACCGAGUCAGUGACAUCGAUAACAAUGGUAACGAAGAAGGAAGUGGCCUUACAGCAGGUGGUGACCAGGUCAGUGGCCUCAGUAACCAUGGUAACGAAGGAGCAAGCGUCCUGACAGCAAGUGGUGAUGAAAAUGAAGCAAGUGGUGGUGCCCAGCUCAGUGACAUCGAUAACAAUGCAAUAAGUGGUGACCAGGUCAGUGACAUCGAUAACAAUGGCAACAAAGAAGCAAGUGGUAUGACAUAUGAAGCAAUAAGUGGUGACCAGGUCAGUGACAUCGAUAACAAUGGUAACGAAGAAGCAAGUGGUAUGACAGAGGAGACAAGUGGAAGUGAACAGGCCAGUAACAUAGAUAACCAUAGUAACGAAGAAACAAGUGGCCUGACAGAGGAGGCAAUUAGUGGUGACCAGGCCAGUGACAUAGAUAACCAUGGUAACGAAGAAACAAGUGCCCUGACAGAGGAGGCAAUUAGUGGUGACCAGGCCAAUGACAUAGAUAACCAUGGCAACGAAGAAGCAAGUGGCCUCACAGAGCAAGUAAUUAGUGGUAGCCCAAGCAGUAACAACGAAAAUAAUAUCAACGAAGAAGCAAGUGGCCUCAUAGAGGAGGCAGUUAUUGGUGACCAAGAGAGUGACACCGAUAACAAUGGCAGCGAAGAACCAAAUGGCCUGACAGAUAAAGCAAGUGAUGAUGAGGACCAGAACAGUGACAUUAGUAACGAUGGUAACGAGGAAACAAGUGGCCUGACAGAUGAAGCAAUAAGUGGUGACCAGGUCAGUGACAUCGAUAACAAUGGUAACGAAGAAGCAAGUGGCCUGACAGAUGAAAGUAGUGCUGAUAACCAGGUUAUUGACAGCAUAAACCAUCGUAAACAAGAAGCAAGUAAGCUAAUAAUCGAAGCAAGCGGUGGCGACCAAGUCAUUGCCAUAAGUAACAUUGGUAACGAAGAUAGAGACAUGACAGAUGAAGUACGUGGUGGUGAGAACGUCAGCGACACCGGUAACCAUGGUACUGAAGAAACAAGUGCCAUUAUAGAUGAGGCAAGUGGUAGUGACCAGGUCAAUGACGUUAGUAACCAUGGUCACGAAGAAGGAAGUGGCCUGACAGAGGAAGCAAGUGGUAGUGACCAGGUCAGUGACGUCAAUAACCAUAGUAACGAACAAACAAGUGGUCUGACAGAUGAGGCAAGUGGUGGUGACCAGGUCAGUGACGUCAGUAACCAUGGUUACGAAGAAACAAGUGGCCUGACAGAGGAAGCAAGUGGUAGUGACCAGGUCAGUGACGUCAGUAACCAUGGUUACGAAGGAAGUGGCCUGACAGAGGGGGCAAGUGGUAGUGACCAGGUCAGUGACGUCAGUAACCAUGGUUACGAUGAAGGAAGUGGCCUGACAGAAGAAGCAAGUGGUAGUCACCAGGUCAGUGACGUCAGUAACCAUGGUUACGAAGAAGGAAGUGGCCUGACAGAGGAGGCAAGUGGUGAUAACUUGGUUUUUGACAUCAACAAUCGUGGUGACAAAAAAGCAAGCGAAGAGUCUAAGGGAAAUACUAAUAUUAGCAACACCAAUAACUUUACAGACCAGUGGAGUUCCAACAACACAAAAUUUGUAGCAACUAACCGUAAAUUGCCUGAUAGUGGUGCGAAUGCAGUUAUCUAUAAAAUUAAGGAUAAUGAUGAGGAGGAGGAUAAUGAAGGCGAAGAAAGUGGAGGAAUUGAGGUAAAGGACAUAGAGAAAGAAAAAACUGUUGGCGAAGGAACACCUGAAGAUAUACCUGCUUCGGUAAAUUAUCCUCAUAAUGGUCAAGAUAUCAGCAAAACUAACGGAAAUAAAGAAGUAGAAAUGGAACCAGUCCAGGAGCUGGGCAGCGGUCACAAAACUGACUUUGGUAAAGGACAUUUUUCAAGUGGUAGGGCGGACGAGAAUGGUUCAAAAAUUCUAGGUGCAAAGAGUGAAAACGAAUUAGAAUAUAACAAAGUGUUUAACGGCAGUGGCAUUGAUAGCAAUACAAACAUUUCAGCAAGUACACUCUAUGAAUUAUCCAAAAACGCCACAGAUAUUGUGGUCAGUUAUAAAAAGGAGACGAAAAAUUCCAAAGGUUCAAAUAACGUUUCUUUGUCUCGUGAAGGGUUAGGUAAUGGAAGCUUUUCCAGUUUUAAAAACAACACAGCAGGAAUCAAUAUUACAACAAAGACAAAUGAGAGUAUAAUGAGUGUCACCGAUACUUCUAAAACCGAAUGGAAAUCGCAAAGUCUUGCGAAGUUUCAAAAUUCCUAUGGUUUUUUACAGCGUAAUAAACAAAGGUCAAAUGGAACGCACAAGAAUAACGAAAGUCUGAAAGACAACAAAUGGAAACAUAAAAAGGAUGACAAAGCUAAAUCAGUCUAUGAGUUUUGGGCUGUUAGAAGAAAGCAAAAUGAAUCAGAACCAUCGGAAGGCAAGGCCCAGAACGAAUCUUAUUCGAACCCUAAAAUUUUGUUAAACAACAGAACGAGUCCAAAUGUGUCUUCUCAUCAAAAUAUCUCAAGUCAGGAAAAGCUUGCAGAAACUUCUCCACCUGGUGAGCUUAAGCCUUUCGACGCAUCAGAACUAGGACAAAUUGAAGAGGAUAUUUUCAGAAAUGACCACAUGAAAACUAAGGUCCAUGAGGCAAGGAAAGUGCCACGGAAAAAGGAAAUGAAACACAGCACGCAGGAUGAGAGCAAUAAGGUUAUGAAGAUAGCAACACAAACUAGAUUUAGGACAGACAAACUAAAAAAGCUUGUCAAUCAAAUAAAAACCGCGAGAACAGAAAACCUUUAA
Molecule: messenger RNA, 4788 nt
Organism: Actinia tenebrosa (Australian red waratah sea anemone)
Lineage: Eukaryota; Metazoa; Cnidaria; Anthozoa; Actiniaria; Actiniidae
Product: dentin sialophosphoprotein-like
Source: RefSeq, a predicted model, not a curated record